AUAGUAAUGGAAAAACGCAGCCAAAUUCUCUGUAUUCUAAGGGUUAAAUUCACUCCAUUCCAUUAGUCUGACACAAUGAGGUCUCUCGGUUUUCUUCUUCAUCAAAUUGAGUGUGAGGAUUAACACAAGUCUGCAUCCUUUGAAAAGUUUUAUGAACUUUUCUGACACAUGCUCUUCUUUUUCUUUGGAAUAUAGUUUUUUAUAUUGGUCUUUUAGUAUAGCGGAUCAUUUUAACUUUAAUCAGAGUCUAGUUCAGAGUUGUACGUGUCUAUUACCGCUAAAGACAAGGAAUAAAGUAACGCAGCACCAUGGAGAGUGCACAUUUAGUCAGCCAGUGCUUCGUUAAAGAACGUGUUCCAAUAAAUGAGCACAAAAUGUCUAAAUCAUGAUUCUUUGCAAGUGGAAAUUGUAUCCUAAUUGUCCCUGAAACUUUCAUUUCACAGGUUCUGUGGUACUGACUAAGGCUGGAUGAUGUUGCAUAGAAAUGGAGACAAUGAAACAUGACUCUUGUCCAGUAACUCAACACUGCCUGCAUACACACAGCUUGUAUCUGGUGUCAGCAUGUGCCGGUCAGCGCCAGCUGGAUUUCCAUUUCACCCCAGACUUAGUUGUAUGAGUUCACCAAACUGUGACCGUGUAAUAUUAUCAGAUCCACACUUGAUAACUGGUUGAUGGGCAGCAGCGUGCAGUGAUUGCCCGUUGGAUAUGAACAUACUCUGAUAAUCGCACAGCAGCACAAUAUGAUGUCUAAAGUUUCCAAAAAUGCACAGCAGGAUUAAAAUGACUUUCAAAAGUCACAGGUACUCGGCAAACUAUUAUGUGAUAUUGCUUUAUUGUUUAUUUUGGGAUGUUUAAAAGGGGAUGUUUUUUUAAGCCACACAUCUGCUCACACACACGGUGCUGUGGGUUGGAUUGUGUGUCACUCAGUCACACGGAUGCCAUUGUUUAUUGUAACCCUGUCACUCUGGCUGUCCCAGGAAUUCCGACCUACCUCACAGACCGCAAGCAAAGACGAGGGAGACCAGUCCUAUCGAUGAAACCAUCAGUGUUUCCACCUUUGUCCACCCGGACCAAGGAGACUGCUGAUAUUAUCUGCAUGACAAGGAUGAAAAAAGAAACCUUCUCUGGAUAGAUUCUCACCAUUCACAAAACACGUGUUUCAUCCUCUCUGCACCAGUCUUUCCAGUGUGAGCCAGAUGGAGCCUGUGUCUUCGCUAAACCACAGCGUCCUACCUGGUCUAAAUGGCAACGUCAUACCUGAGCAUCAAGCACAUUACAUCAAUACAUGUAGGAAGAAAAAUAAACAUCGCCUCAAUGACCAGCUUAUACCAAAACCAACUGAUAUAAAUAUGGCGGAGGAAAUGACCAAAAUUGCAAGUACAAAGGAACAUCCCUAUGCAUCCCACAUCUCCCGGUUUGCAAUGUUCCCAUCCUUCCACUCUUCAUAUGGCACAGAGACCAACCUUCUCCCCCCAAAUUGUGCACCAGACAUGACACUAAAGAGCAAAACGUUUGGAGGUCCAUAUAGACAUGAAAUCUUGGCAUUACCAAUGAAAAGCAGAAAGAAGGCUGUUAUGUUGACUGGAAAACAUGGCUUCUUGGAUCCACUGGAGGGAGAAAAAGCAGUGUUCUGCCCCACUCCUCCAAACAAAGUGCUGCCCAAACCUAAACCUCGGCUCUGGGAUUUUUCUCAUGCAGCAACAUGUCAAAAAAAUAUGGAGAGGACACAGUGGGUCACCUCUUACCAAACGCACUUCACAGAAUGUGGACGAGCAAAUCCUCUGAUAAUAGAUGACUUCAAGGAAAAAAUUAAUGGCUCCACUGGGGUGAAUUCACACACUACAACCUUGAGACAACAAUCUCAUCCUUUAUUUGUUCCCUCUAAACCAAAACAAGCAUGUAGAAUUAGAGAGGGGAGCCCUGUGAGCAGCACCUGCAGUGCCACUGCUGCUGGAUUCCUAAAUCCAUCUUUAGCUCUGAAGAAAGACACAGCUACAGCAACUCGAAAGCAACAGAGGCCACAGGAGAUCACAGCUCAGCAUAAUGAGGAGGCGGAUUUAAAUCCAAAGGGCCACAGUCAGUCAGGGAACAGCAUUGGCUCCACAGAAGCACAGACAGCUGAGCUGUCUCACGAUGACUCACAUAAACUGCAAGCUGAGCACAAACUCAAAAACUCCACAGUUUGGUUUGAUAAAAGUCCCGAGCAAGUAUUUACGUCACAGAACAACCAAGAGGGAAACACUGCAGACACCGAGAGGCACCUGGAUCUUUACGGCCGCCCACUUCCCGACAGAGAUUUGAGCAGUCUGACUGAAUUCUGUGGAGAACCAUGCAUCAAAAAGCCAGAAUUUGAAGUUGAAAGAAAUGUGUCAAGCCACAGUCAACUGCCAUGGCCUGCAGGCCUGCCGGGCAUUCGCCCAGAGGACAGAACUGGGACUGUGGGUGGAAUAAAUGCAGCUCAAAGUCUCCUGGAGCUUCAGAAUUCCUUCAGUAAGUCGUCAGCCCAUCACAGAUUUAAUAACUCCAUCACAUAUGCACAUGUGAACCUGAGAGACAAUGUUGUCACAGGGAGAAAACACAACUUUUAUGGGAUCAACUCUUGCUACCUCCAUGGAUAAUCUCAUGAAUCUAUGGAAAAACAAAACAACAUUAUUAUUAUUUUAAAUAAGUGUUCACCCUGGA
Messenger RNA from Solea senegalensis (Senegalese sole), 2682 nucleotides. RefSeq lists its product as uncharacterized. Gene Ontology annotation, cellular component: centrosome. The record is from RefSeq and is a predicted model, not a curated record. Lineage: Eukaryota; Metazoa; Chordata; Actinopteri; Pleuronectiformes; Soleidae. The transcript is spliced from 9 exons. Bases 1197 to 2618 code for a protein of 473 amino acids.